UAUCCCCAGUCCGCGAAGGCAGGCACGCAAUAACGAAAUGUCGUCGAAGUCAACCAUGAUUUUGGGUUACUGGGAUAUUCGCGGGCUGGCGCAUGCCAUCCGCAUGCUCCUGGAGUUCACGGAGACAGCCUAUGAAGAGAAAAGAUACACGUGCGGGGAAGCUCCUGACUAUGAUAAAAGCCAGUGGCUGGAUAUGAAAUUCAAACUAGACCUGGACUUUCCUAACCUGCCCUAUCUCAUGGACGGUAAGAACAAGAUCACCCAGAGCAACGCCAUCUUGCGCUAUAUCGCCCGCAAGCACAAUAUGUGUGGUGAGACUGAAGAAGAAAAGAUUCGCGUGGACAUGAUGGAGAACCAAAUAAUGGAUUUUCGCAUGCAACUGAUAAAACUCUGCUACAACGCUGACCACGAAAAACUGAAGCCUCAGUACUUGGAACAGCUACCUGGACAACUGAAACAGUUCUCCUUGUUCCUGGGGAAAUACUCAUGGUUUGCAGGGGAAAAGCUCACCUUUGUGGAUUUCCUCACCUAUGAUGUGUUAGAUCAGAACCAUAUCUUUGAGCCCACGUGCCUGGAUGAAUUUCCAAAUCUGAAGGCUUUCAUGCGCCGUUUUGAGGCCUUGGAGAAAAUAGCUGCCUACAUGCAGUCUGACCGCUUCCUUAAGAUGCCCAUCAACAACAAGAUGGCCCAGUGGGGCAACAAGAGAAUAUGCUGAGCAGGAGGCAUACUUGCACUGCUUGUUUUGUUCCAUCCUGUCCCUAGGGGGGCCUGUACUUUCUCUGCUCUUUUCAAUAAAUAGCACUGCAGUUA
Lagenorhynchus albirostris (white-beaked dolphin) is the source of this 810-nucleotide messenger RNA. RefSeq names its product glutathione S-transferase Mu 3. NCBI's taxonomy places the organism in Eukaryota, Metazoa, Chordata, Mammalia, Artiodactyla, Delphinidae. Gene Ontology annotation, biological process: glutathione metabolic process. The record is from RefSeq and is a predicted model, not a curated record. Bases 38 to 715 code for a protein of 225 amino acids. Gene Ontology annotation, molecular function: glutathione transferase activity. The transcript is spliced from 8 exons.